Messenger RNA from Amphibalanus amphitrite, 4020 nucleotides. RefSeq lists its product as uncharacterized. The transcript has 5 exons. The record is from RefSeq and is a predicted model, not a curated record. The coding region runs from base 352 to 1329 and encodes 325 amino acids. Gene Ontology annotation, cellular component: plasma membrane. NCBI's taxonomy places the organism in Eukaryota, Metazoa, Arthropoda, Thecostraca, Balanomorpha, Balanidae.
AGUGGCCGCUUAGCCGUUUUGGAGCUCAGUGGCCGCGUUGCAACCGGCCGCACGACCCGUGGAUUCACUAGCAAAAACGGCCGGGGUGAAUCGGCCGCCGCGGUGCGCUCAGCUCUCUCCACCGGAACAGGUAGAACGGCGGGCGAGGCUCCGCGGCCGUCGGUAGAGCGGCGAGCUGGCGAGCCGAGCGCCGCCAGGUGAGGCGGCCAGGUAAAAUACUGCUGCGCCGCCCCGGCCGGGCCGGCUGCGCGCCGUCAGUGUGACUGGUGCGCGGCGAGCGGCGGCGCGGCGGCGACGGCGGCGCAGUGACGGUGCCUGGUGUGCGCGCCCGACAGUGCGCAGCAUGUGGAGAUGGGUCGCAACAUCGUGCUGUCCACAGGAUCGACGGUACUAGCGCUCGUAGCGGCCGUCGUGGGCAUCAUCACCGUGGCGACGCCGUACUGGGCCUCGUUCGAGAACCGAAUCGGUUCGGAGAAUGGUCACUUUGGCCUUUGGACGGUGUGUCGCCGGAACAGCAGACUGGACUACAGAUGCGGAACCCACGUGUCACGGCUGCAGCCGUCAGAGUACACGACGUCGGCGGGGGUGUGCGGCGUCAUAGCUGUGAUAGUGACGAUCCUGACGUGCGUCAUGUCGCCCAUGGUGCUGGCCAUGCGCGUCACCAAGCGACAGGUGUUCUUCAAGUUCCGGCACGCGGUGGUCGCCAAGCUGGCAGUCAGCUGUAUAGGAGCUGUCAGCUGUGUCGUGUCGCUGGUGCUCUUCGGUAUCGACCUCGACGCCCGUCGACUCGGAGAGAACGUCGGCUUCCACGUCUGGCGAUCGUGGAGCUUCUAUCUGAUGGUCCUGUACACGCUGCUGUCGUUGGCGCUCUGCGGGUUCGCGGCCGCCGAGUUCGUCCUGGCGCGCCGGCUCGGCGGUGACCCGGUCACCAUGUCACGUGACCCGGAGGGCAGGCUGGCGCCGGUUCUGACCAAUCCGGGAGCCCGCGAGAGCGGCCGGGUCGCUUCGCCAAACGCCAACGGGGUGACUGUGAUUUCGGCGGGCCGGCCUCCGGGUCUGGUCCACCCGCGACCCACUGAGGUGGCGGCACAGCGGCCCGCGCCCGUGGCGCCGACACCCACCUCCAGCUACAACGGCAAACCCAUCCCCUACGACCCGCGCAAGUCGCCGCUCCGGUCAAGCCUCAAGAAGCAGAAGCGCAAGGACGAAGCGUCCAACGAGUCGGUAGAUUCGGGUGUGAUGAUUAUCGGUAACCCGGCGCCGGGCUCGCCGUCAGCGGCCAGGUCCAAGAAGUCGGUACGCAUCAACACACUGGACACGGCCGUGUGAGCGGGCGCCGGCGACGAAUGCGCCCUCUGUGAGGACCAGGUGCCGCUCAGUGAACGCACAGGUGACGGCAGCUGCAGCGACGUCUGCCCAGACCGCUAAUGGGGGCGGCCGAGCGUGAACACCGUCGCAGCCGGCUCUGAUAGCUCAGCCAGUGUCUGCGUGGAAUGUCUGUGUGCUAACAGGUCUCAGAGAAUCUCCGCUACACCAGUGGACUCUCCGAGCGCGAGAUGUCUCGGCUAGUCACAGGCUCCACGCGAGCGCUAAUUGGCAGUACGCUGUCCGCCAGGCCCUUCAAAGCCAGCGUCCCCCUCCACCGCGCGUGGAAGUUUCCCAGCUGGGUGCUAUCUUGACUGCAUUCAGGCGUAAGUGCAGCCGAUAGGUCGCACGGACCGUCAACGGCCAGGCUCCGGGAAGUCGGCGGCCGACGCGAGGCGUCCGCGUGCCUCGCGGGGUCUAUCGAUCGAUGCUGCUCUCCGGAGGGCGCCCGCGGCCGGACCGCACGUACAAACAGACUGCUGCGCCCCGCGCCACCGGGGACACCGCCGGAGGCGCACAGUUUUGUGAUUUGCUCCGAUGUUGAGAGGACAAUACCUGCAUAGCUCGGCCAUAGCCGGUGUUUGGCUAGAGCGAAGAGAGAUCUAUUUAAUGUGAUGUUAGCGGUUGGAUCGCAGAACAGCGGGAUGUGAUGUGCUGUUGCGUUGUUGUUAGGUGUGAUUAUGGCUGUUUGUGAUCACAAACGUGCAAACGCUGGUGUCAAUGUGUCUGUAUCUGAAAUAACAUCGCAGCAUCAUAAGGCGUACAUAACAUUAGAGAUAGCUCAUACCAGUGUCCCAUGCGAUUGCUGUGGGCCGUUUCGUUGCUCGGCCCAGUAAGGAUGAUUGCACUUUUCAGCGCUCUUGUUGUCACAUGUGAAGCUGACCAAGUGAUGAAUGUCAACUGAAACGAGCUUGUGUUUCGGAGGUGAUUUCCUCACUGCGCCUCUUCCGUUCAAAGCUCCUAGACGCGGCUGUUCCACGCCAACUCAUCCGGGACUCGGCUGACAUUUCUCCGUGUAACAAAACGGCACUGUUUUCGUUAGAUGUAGACAGCCUCUUCUGGGAGACACAAACGCAGCUGAAGCUUUCCCGGCUCCUCCACUACUCCUCCGCACCGCUUCCACCGUUUGCAGAAUAAACACGACUGCGCCGGAAGAUUGACACACGGACCACGGUGGGAGCGCUCCAGGGCCCACGGACUGCGGGAGGCGCAAUAAGCUCCAGGCCCCACGGACUGCGGGAGGCGCACUAAGCUCCAGGACCCACGGCCGUCCGUGCUCAGCCGCACAAAUAGUUCCGCCCUCACCCGUUCGGACUUUUGGGACGAGUGUUGACCUACGCGGGCACCGGAGGAGCUUCAGUCCCCGGAGUUUUCGUUUGGAUGACUCAGCAGUGUUCCGUUCCGCUCGGUCGGCGGAAAUUGAAUGCCGUUUUUGGUCUGGCUGUCACGGUUCCCUGACUAGGAGUCCUUGCCACAGACACGUCGCCUGUGCUCGUUCUUUUGCUGCGUAUCAAAAUUGGCUGUCUGUAAAGCUGAAUGACGGGUAAUAUCUGCUCCACGACCACCGUUCCGUCCAAACGUACCUCAUCGCUGGGCCGCCCGUCCUUCAGACGGUGACCUCGGGACCAAUAGCUGCAGGUAUUCAGUGGCUAUCUGCGCCCUGUGCCGGCUGGCACUCACUCCACGGCACAACCGCCUCUGGUUGUACCGCUGGACGUAUCUCGGGACGCCGGUUCCGGCCUGGUUCGGUCGGCUCCGAUCGAAUGUCCAGGCCCGCUGCGGUCCCGCAUGUCGUCUGAGUUAUUUAGGGUUGCUCGGCCGCCCCCGCAGAGGGUCAUCAGUGAACCUCCUGACCUUUUGGAAACUCGGUUUAUGACUAGCGACGGUCGGGUCUCGAAAUAACCACGAAUCGAUGUCAAACAAUCGUAUCGGUGGUCUGCAAAAUUAAAGCCUGGUAACGCUCGAUGCUGCAGGGAUGUAGGUAUUUAACGUUUAUCUGCGUCUCAGACAUUUAUGUAAGCCUGCCAUUAGCGGAGGGAUCUUCUUAUCCGACACAAACUGCCCCGUUCGUCCGAUCCCUGGAGGUGGUAGGAUCACGUCGAAUGGGGCGCUUUUACACGCCCGCGUUGUGUUUCACAAUUCCGCUGUAUCCUUCGUCUAAAGAAGCUGAUUCUUUACUACCGACCUUUGGCUUCACUAAAUUCCACAGAAGCACGUUUCGCUAGUUCGAUGGAGAUCCGUUUCUCUCGUAGCACGUUUCUGUACCCAUGUGUGAGUGCGAGUGUUCCGCUCCGUCCGUGGCUGUUGGGUAUACCGUUCUGUGAGCGGAGCGAACCCAUGCUGAGGUUCGCUGCGCCAUGAAAUGUUAUGUAGAUAGCAGCCGAUACCGAUGCUGGACCAGUCACGGCGUGGAGAUAGUUUCCGUCGACGAACUGCAGCGCUCAAACGCGACGAGUUUUCCGAUGAUCGACGCUGGUGGCGACCGAUUGUCGGCGUUAAAAGAUGUUCUUUGGUGAGAUAACUGCGUCUAUUGGAUGUCCAACUCUUGCGCAUAAUACCGUGUCCUCGUUCGUCGAUAUGUGCCGAGUAUGAAAACAAUAUAUCCCGUACUGUGCCAAUCAUAAUACAUUGAAGCCGUACCGGUGGAUAAAUGGA